Hibiscus syriacus is the source of this 436-nucleotide messenger RNA. Its product is annotated as nuclear transcription factor Y subunit B-4-like. Gene Ontology annotation, molecular function: protein heterodimerization activity; RNA polymerase II cis-regulatory region sequence-specific DNA binding; DNA-binding transcription activator activity, RNA polymerase II-specific. The record is from RefSeq and is a predicted model, not a curated record. Gene Ontology annotation, cellular component: CCAAT-binding factor complex; nucleus. Lineage: Eukaryota; Viridiplantae; Streptophyta; Magnoliopsida; Malvales; Malvaceae. Gene Ontology annotation, biological process: regulation of transcription by RNA polymerase II. The coding region runs from base 14 to 436 and encodes 140 amino acids. The transcript has a single exon.
AAAGUUACUAAAAAUGGGUGAAGAACAAAAUCGAUUGCUGCCAAUAGCCAACGUGGGUCGGAUCAUGAAACAAAUCCUGCCACCAAGUGCCAAGCUCUCAACCGAGGCAAAACAAAGAAUGCAAGAGUGUGCGACCGAGUUCAUAAGCUUCGUGACGAGUGAGGCGUCCGACAAGUGCCGGAAGGAGAAUCGGAAGACGAUGAACGGAGACGACGUGUGUCGGGCGUUGAGUGCUCUCGGGCUCGACAACUAUGCUGAGGCCAUCGUGAGGUAUUUGCAUAAGUAUAGGGAAGCUGAAAGGGAGAGGGUAAUAGCUAGCCGAAACAAUCAAACAAACAGCUAUGAAGAUAAAGAUAUUGAAGAAUCGGAUCAAAAUGGUCAACCAUCUCGACAAGCUGAUGAAACUCAAACUCCAUUGAUGAAUAUGUCUAUAUAG